AUGAGUUCAGUGGAAGAAUUGGACGAAGAAUUCCCAAUUCUUGUAGAAGGUAUAGAUUUCAAAGAUCAAAAUUCAUUGAUAAACUUUAAUAGAAUCUAUAAUCUUUAUUACGAAUGCUUGGAGAGUAGAAACGAUAGUUUAAGAGCACAAUGUGUAAGGUUCUUUGUUGAAUACCAUCGAUAUAAGUUUAUACAUUACUACGAUGUUCAAGGUUAUAUCAAGUUCAUUGUCGAUGUCUUCUUUGAUCCUUCGUUCAAUGUAUUCGAUAACAUGUCAUCGUUUUAUUGUGGAGAUCAUAUCACAACGUUACAAGAUAUAUACAAUCGAAUAAUCAACGAUAAAAGAAAACUUAAAGGAGAUCAAUUAAAGAAAAGAAUUAAAAUCUAUAAAGGAUGUUGUGCUUUCGAUCAUGCUGAUUUCCUGGACUAUGAUUACAAGGAUUUCUACAACAAAGUGCUGUUAAAGAGCAACAAUGAGAUUACAACGAAAACCAAUAUAAUUGAAUGGGAUAGUCAAAUGGAGAUCGUAAAUAGCAGUGGUUUAGAUUUCGUUUGUUCUACAGUCAACACACAAUCCACUUGCAUUCUACCAGAUAUAGUUUUGGAGAGAAUCAUUCCAUAUUCAUUGAAAGCUAAUGAUAGAAAUCAAGUUAUCAAGUAUUACAAUGAAAAGAGUGUUUAUGGUGUUGAAUAUCAUAUCGAUAGCAAGCUUUUAUUGGAUUAUGCAUUGGUUUCCAAACAGUUCUUCAAAGUGGUAUCAAAGAAGAUUACAAAUAGUUAUUACAAUUUGAUUGGUUAUGUUAAUCUUGAGAGUGAAUACUCUCUUAUCAAUUCACCACCAUUGUUCUUUGAUUAUAACUCGAUCAAAUACAUCAAAUAUGGUGAGAGUACCGAUCGUAUCAAUCAAUUAUUCUCAAGAGUGGAGACAUUUCAUAUCAAAUCCGAUGAAUAUGAUAGUAGAUGUACCAAUGACAUCUAUCUCGAAAGAGAGUAUCUUGUAGAUGAAUGCUUCGAUGAUUCAGAUCUAGAUUUGUAUCGAGAUGCCAUUCAAAUGAUGGAAUACCUCGUAUACAUUCCAGCAAUGCCGAAUCUAAAGAGAGUCAAUGUAACAGGAUACUAUGGAUACGAUAUCAACUAUAAUGCAUUGCUAAUAUCGAUAAUUACAAACACACCGAAUGGCAAUGGUCAUGGUAUUGAACAAUUCAAAAUCGAUAUCAACAAAGACUGGAAUCAUAGGCCAGACUACAGCUAUAUAGAUUUCUUGGAACCACUGUUACGAUUACACUCAGACACAUUGAAAUCAAUAGAAAUUAACCAUCAUGAUUGCGAUAAUGAUGAAGAUAUGGUCGGAUUACUUCGGAUAUUGAAAAAGUUGGUUACAACAAUGAAACAACACAGUCACGCAUUCAUCUUACGUACAAACUAUAAAAAGUUAAAAGAAGCGUGUCAAGAUGAUAAAGAUGAAGAUGUAUAUCAAUAUUUACUCAAUCAAAUACAUAGUAAUAAUAUUAUACUCGAUGAUUACAGUAAUAGUAAUGAUGACGAAUACGAUGAAGAUGAUGAUGAUAAAGGUUAUUAUUAA
Heterostelium album PN500 is the source of this 1581-nucleotide messenger RNA. RefSeq lists its product as uncharacterized. Lineage: Eukaryota; Evosea; Eumycetozoa; Acytosteliales; Acytosteliaceae. The coding region runs from base 1 to 1581 and encodes 526 amino acids. The record is from RefSeq and is a predicted model, not a curated record. The transcript is spliced from 2 exons.